This is a messenger RNA of Dendrobium catenatum, 2681 nucleotides long. Its product is annotated as protein IQ-DOMAIN 32. Gene Ontology annotation, molecular function: protein binding. The record is from RefSeq and is a predicted model, not a curated record. Lineage: Eukaryota; Viridiplantae; Streptophyta; Magnoliopsida; Asparagales; Orchidaceae.
GUCAAAAACUAUGAAGCAGGUUUAACAUGGAAUAAAAGUCCGGCUGGUCGAAACGGGAAAGCAGUCAAGCACAGUAGCGAAGAAAUAAAAAAGUUCGAAUAUAUAUUCUUUGCCUGGUAAAAAAUUGAGGAGCAAUCAGAGUUGCUUUGUUAUCCAAAGAGGCAGGUGAGCAGAAAGAAAAAAAGUAGGAAGGAGUUGCGGAUGGGAAGAUCGCCGAGCUUCUGUUUCAGUAUCAGGGCGUGCGCCGGCAACGCCGAUGAGGGCGAUUUCUCGACGCUGCAGGAGGUUAAAGCAUCACCAGAGAAGCGUAGGUGGAGUUUCCGGAAGAAACAUGCUAGGCAUCAUGUACCAAGUAACACUGUGAUUUCAGAACCUAUGCCCAUUUUCAGUGAAAAUCAGAACAGAGAAGCAAAUGCUGAUACUCUUUAUUCAGAGAAGGCUCCAUCUAACCCAGAGAAAGUGUGCAUUGUGGAACGAACAAGUCAAACUCUGUCAUUGCCGUCAGCUGUGGUUUCUUCCAGUUCACCCAUGGAAUUAACCAGUUCAUCUACUGUCUUAGUAGAGUACAACAUUCCAGAACAUGUUGUUAUUGUUAUCCAGACUUCUAUUCGGAGAUGUUUGGCUCAAAACGAGUUCCAGAAAAUUAAGAAUGUUGUGAAGAUUCAGGCUGCUGCACGUGGUUAUUUGGUAAGAAGACAGGCUGCAGGAACCUUGCGUUGUAUUCAGGCCAUCGUCAAAAUGCAAGCACUUGUGCGGGCUCGACAUUCAUUUCAAUCUGCAGAGUUAACUGAGAAAAAUAAACUUGAUAAGUACAUACGAGCUGAUGUGGUUAAGCAGUCUGAUGUGGAACUAAAUAAAGCACCAUCUACAAUCAGGAAGUUGGUUUCCAGUGCAUAUGCUUGUCAGCUUUUAAAGUCUACACCAAGGGCCAAGUCCAUUCGCAUUAGUUGCGAUCCCCUGAGGCCUGAUUCUUCAUGGAAUUGGUUGGAGAGGUGGAUGGCUCUAACAUCAAUUGAUCGACAGAAGUUCGUUUUGAACCAGGAUAAUCUGGAAAAAAAUAUGAAGAAUGACUUGGCUGCUUAUGAUGUUAAUGUUGGGUUGCAUGUUAUUUCUCAACACGCAUUACCUGAUUCAGAAUUAGCUGUUAAUUCGCCAGAAGUGCCAGAGGUUGAAGGGAACCUGAUAACUAAGAGUUCUAAGGCAGAACUUUUGGUUAUUGCAUCUGCUUCAGAUCAAUUAGCUACUCCUGUUCAGGAUAAUGAACUGCAGUCUCAUGUUCAAGAGACUGAUGCUAUGGAAAACAACAAAGACUGGUCUAAAAGAGAAGCUAAAGUGAUUUCAGAAGGCAGUUUACAAUUGAAACUUGAUGGUAAUCCAAGUAAACCUAAUAAUAAUGAAGAUAACUUUAAGAAUGGUGCCAGAAAUGAACUUGAUGAUGUUGAAGAAAAUGGAGGCAAGGUUGUUAAUACAUUCGGGAAGUCAAAGAAUACUACUUUUGCGGCAGUACAGGCGAAGUUUGAAGAACUGAGUUCUGCGCCUGAUUCUAAUAGAUUUAUGGACUAUGCCUCGAGUGAUGCUGUUAGUGUAUCAAAAUCAGCUCAUUCUCAAGUGGUCUUCAUAUCCAAAGAACUUAAUGAGAGAAAAUCUGUUUACUCCAUGGUGGAUAAGGAUGUUAACCUGAAUGAGAAACUAUCUAGCUAUAGUCCAAAAGACCAAGUUGCUGCUUCAGCGUAUGAAACUGAGAUUUAUGUUUCUUCACUUGACAUAUCGGAAGAUUCUCUUGCUAAAAUUACUCCGGAACUCAGAACUUCAGAUGAACUAAACCAUGGUGUAGUAACUUUUGCCAAUGGUUCAGUGAAACUUGAUGAAACCAAAGUUGAAACAAAGAAAACGGAAGAGAGCAGCAAAAACGUGGCCAUCUCAGUUUCUUCUGUUGAAGUAGUGCAAGUGGAGGAAGACUGCAAAGAUACAUAUGUUGAUAAACCAUCACCAUAUAGAUCUCCUAAAAGACAUACAGUUGUUGAAGAUUCUCCUGCAACACCAUCCAAUCAUAUAUCUUUACAUGUACGAACUGACAAGGUUGGGGAUAACAGCCCCGCAAGGAAGAAGAAGUCUCAAUUAGCAGUAGAGAAUUCACCGACACAUUUGAGGAAUGAUUCAGAUGCCCGAAGCAGUGGGGAACAUUUACGAAAGGGCACAAAAUAUGUGAAGAGACCAAACUCAUCUGGGAGUGAUAGAAGUAAUCAUUGCCAUCAUGAGGACAGAAGCAGUAGCAAUUCUCUUCCAAGUUAUAUGCAACUUACUGAGUCUGCCAAGGCUAAGAUCAACACUAGUUCCUCUCAGAAAUCAAGUAGCAGUCCCCAUCACAAAGAUAAUCUGAUAAAGAAGAGACAUUCAUUUCCUAUUGGGAAUGAAAAGCAGAGCUUAUCCCCUCGAAUGCAUAGUCCAAAAUCUCAAACACCACAAGAUUUGAAGGGAAACGUUGUUUCUUCUGAUAUUUCUGCCGAGAGGAGAUGGCAAUUAUAAGUAGGCCUGGUGAAAACUAGUGUUGUUUCACUGAAAUAGACUGAAGUCAGUGUGUGAACAGUGAGCUAAAUAGUGGUUUUAUAUAUCUUUUUCUUAGUUUACUGUGUUUUUUUACCAGAUUUGUAUGUGUUACCCCCUACACUUAUAACCUUACA